AUGUCUCUCUCCCCGUGCCGGGCCCAGAGGGGCUUCAGCGCUCGCUCGGCCUCUUGUGCCCCCGUGGGGACCCGUGGCAGGGGCGGCUUCAGCAGCAGGAGCUUCGGCUCCUUCGGGGGGUUCCGGGGAGGCUGUCGUGGCAGGGCCUGGGGGUCCGGAGCGAGGCUGGGGCUGCAAUUUGGCCAGGGGCGUGAUGGAGCUGGGCUUUCCCUGUGCCCUGCCGGGGGCAUCCGCGAGGUGACUGUCAACCAGAAUCUGCUGGCCCCCUUGAAGAUCAGCGUGGACCCCCAGUUCCAAGCGGUGCGGACGCAGGAGACCCAAGAGAUCAGGACCCUCAACAAUCAGUUUGCUUCCUUCAUUGACAAGGUGCGCUUCCUGGAGCAGCAGAACCAGGUGCUGGAGACCAAGUGGGCGCUGCUGCAGCAGCUCGGGGUGAGCGAUGGCCCCAGGGACCUGCGGCCCACCUUCGAGGCCUACCUGGCCCAGCUCAGAGGGCAGCUGGAGCAGGUGCAGAGAGCGCGGGGGGCUCUGGAUGCUGAGCUGAAGACCUGCCAGGACCAGGAGGAGGAAUACAAGGCCAAGUACGAGGAGGAGGCCCGCGAGCUUGCCACCGCUGAGAAUGACUUUGUGGUCCUCAAGAAGGACGUGGACGGGGUUUUCCUGAGCAAGAUGGAGUUGGAAGGGAAGCUGGAGACUCUGCGCGGGCACCUGUCUUUCUUGAGACGUCUCUAUGAGGAAGAGCUGGGCCAGUUCCAGGGCCAGGGCAGCGAUGCGUCCGUGGUGCUGUCCAUGGACAACAGCCGGAGCCUGGACUUCAGUGACAUCAUUGCCGAGGUGCGCGCCCGCUACGAGGACAUCGCCCGGAGCAGCAAGGCCGAAGCCCAGGCCCUGUACCAGACCAAGUACCAGGAGCUCCAGGCAUCCGCGCAGCUCCGCGGGGACAGCAUGAAGGCAGCCAAGGCCCAGCUCUCCCAGCUGCAGCGUGCCGUCCAGCAGCUGCAGAGUCAGAUUGAGAUCCUCAAAAAGCAGAACAGCAACCUGCAGACGGCCAUGGCUGACGCUGAGCAGCGCGGCGAGCUGGCCAUCAGGGAUGCCCAGGCCAAGCUGGACGGGCUGGAGGGGGCUCUGAGGUCCACCAAGCAGGACCUGGCCCGGCUGCUGCGGGAUUACCAGGAGCUCAUGAGCGUGAAGCUGGCGCUGGACGUGGAGAUCGCCGCCUACCGCAGGCUGCUGGAGGGCGAGGAGAGCAGGAUGUCGGGGGAGUGCCCCAGCCAGGUCGUCGUCGCCACGGUGGGAGGCAGCGCCACGGUGCCUGGAGGAACAGGGGGAGGUGUGGCAGGUGCUUGUGGAUUCGGAGAUGGGAGAGGCAGCUCCGGGUCUGGCUGCUCCAGCAUCGUGACCGGAGGCGCCAGCGUCACCCUGGGCUCUGGGCAGGGCCCUGUUUGGGGUUCCUGCUCUGUGUCCGGCUCCGGCUCUGUGUCCAGCUCCGGCUCUGGCUCCGGUAGUCGCACCAUCCUGAAGAAGACGGUUGAGUCAAGUCUGAAGACAUCUGUCAUCUACUAA
Molecule: messenger RNA, 1563 nt
Organism: Lepus europaeus (European hare)
Lineage: Eukaryota; Metazoa; Chordata; Mammalia; Lagomorpha; Leporidae
Gene: KRT78
Product: keratin 78
Exons: 9
Coding region: 1-1563 (520 amino acids)
Biological process (GO): keratinization; intermediate filament organization
Cellular component (GO): keratin filament
Molecular function (GO): structural constituent of skin epidermis
Source: RefSeq, a predicted model, not a curated record